Molecule: messenger RNA, 3141 nt
Organism: Penicillium cosmopolitanum
Lineage: Eukaryota; Fungi; Ascomycota; Eurotiomycetes; Eurotiales; Aspergillaceae
Product: ankyrin repeat domain-containing protein
Exons: 3
Coding region: 1-3141 (1046 amino acids)
Cellular component (GO): cytoplasm
Molecular function (GO): protein binding
Source: RefSeq, a predicted model, not a curated record
AUGCUAAUCAACAAGCAUUUAGUAAACGGAAUUCGAGGUGACACCAAAGAGAUUAGAACGGCAACAACCAAUACCUUCGAGAUUGUCACCGAUCUUCAUUCAAGCAAGGAAAAGCAGAAUUAUCAAAGAAUUAUGGAAUGGCUCACGCCAAUUGAUUACGCUGUUCAGCAGAGUGAUCUUGUCAGUCGUUGUCAAAAGGGAACCGGAACAUGGUUUUUAGAGACGGAUGAAUUUCAACGGUGGGUGAAAACCCCAACCGAAGACCAUAACCAUACCCUCUUCUGUCCUGGUCACUUCCAGAAUGACCCGGGUGUUGGCAUUGCGUAUAUUUUCUGCAACUUUCGACAGCAAGAGCAGCAAGCGACACACAACCUAAUCGCAAGUUUGUUGAGGCAGUUAGCGAAAAAUCAAUUUUUUGAGCCGACGGAAAAGCUUUAUAGUCGUCUCGAGAGCGGAAAUAAGCGUCCGUCAUUUGAAGAUCUUCUUACGACAUUGCAUGAUACCAUCGCCAUGCACUCAAGAGUGAUUAUUCUCGUGGAUGCUUUGGACGAAUAUCAGGCGAAUGAAGAUCGUGGGCGUUUCCUAAAAGACCUGUUUCGCCUCCAAUCCCACACUGGAACCAGCUGCAGUAUCUUUGCGACUUCGCGAUCCAACCAUCUGAUUGAAGACUUCUUCGAGAAGGCCUCCAGGCGGAUAAUCCGUGCAGAAGAGGCAGACGUACGGAAGUACCUUGAAAUGAGAAUAAAAAGUUUUCAAUCAAAGGUGUUUAAUGACAUCUCUCUUGAGGAAGAGGUUAAAGACAAGAUUACAGGCGUCAUCGAUGGAAUGUUCCUCCUUGCAAAACUCUACAUUGAUACUCUUGCCUCAGAAACAACUCCUAAGGGUAUAAGACGUGCAUUGGCAGAAUGGGAGCAAAUUGCCAAUCAUUCCAAAGACCCGAGCAAACAAAAAACAACAUUACUUGACCAUGCAUAUGAAGUUGCACUACAAAGAAUCCAACACCAGAAAGUGCAACAUUUCAUCCUUGCUAAAAAAGUCCUGUCGUGGGUGAUCCAUGCGAAGAGAAACUUGACACCAUCGGAGCUCCAGCAUGCCGUUGCUAUUGAGAUAGGUCUGCCAGAGUUUGAUAAAGAGAACAUUGCAGAUAUAGGACUCUCAGUUUCGGUAUGUGGCGGGUUGGUUAUCAUUGACCAGGAGAGCCAUGUUAUACGCCUGGUCCAUUACACCACACAAGAAUUUUUGGAGCGUACCUGGAAAGACCGUUUUCCAAAAUCACAGGCUGUAGUAGCAAAGGCCUGUAUCUCAUAUCUCUCCUUGAAGGUUUUUGACUCCGGUCCAUGUCCCACGGGGCUCUUGUUCAAAAAGCGACUGAAUACUUACACUCUCUAUGAAUAUGCCGCUCUACACUGGGGACACCAUGCCAAAGAGGCUUUGAUUGAGACCCAAAAGCCAGCUUGGAACCUCCUUCAGAAAAAGGAGCUGAUAGCGGCGUAUUCACAAGCUAUACUCUUCUCUACUGCUAUGUAUAGUGAAUUCCGCUCGGUGUCUGAAAUGACGAACUUGCACAUUGCAGCUUUCUUUGGGCUUUCAAAUUGUAUGCCAGCUCUGCUGAACUGCAAACGCCACCCUUAUCUAGAGCGGGAGGAUAAUAGGUUGGGGAGAACACCGCUGUUCUGGGCGGUUGAGCAUGGCUGGUGUGAGGUUGCAGAAAGUUUGAUAGAAGGCGGGGCGGAUAUCGAGUUCUGUUCACCUCACACCGGAAUAAAUCCCCUACGUAUAGCCAUUUUCAACGGAAACGAGGCAAUCGCAAAGCUAUUACUCGAUAGAGGAGCCAAGGUUUAUCUUACUUCAAACCUAACCUGUGAGGCCAUUGAUUUUGCCGCUGACCAGGGAAAUACAGGCGUACUGAAAGUAUUGCUUGAUAGAGAGGCGGGCAUCGUGGAUUCUGAGGCUAUGAUUCGUUCUGCUGCGGGUGGGCAUGAAGAAACUAUGAGGCUAUUCAUCGAUCGAGGGGCUGGCAAUAAGACAAUUGCCGAGGCUAUCAGCCAUGCUGCUCGAGAAGGGCAUGGAAGGCUGGUAAGGCUGGGGCUCGAUCGAUGUGUAGGCCUCGAGAAAGGUGACUGGAGAAUGAAAUCGGCUUUAGAAUAUGCCGCUCGGUAUGGACACGAAGACAUUGUCAGACUGCUCCUUAAUCGUGGAGCUGCUACUGAGCCGCGGCGUCCUUGGAGAACUCCCAUCAUGGCUGCCGCCGAGAAUGGACACAAUAAAGUGGUGGAACUACUACUCGAUCACAAAGCCGAUAUCAAUCUUCAUUCUGAUUACGGGAAUGCACUUUUGUGCGCGGUUCGUGGGGGACAUGAAGAAACGGUUAAAUUGCUACUCGAUCACGGGGCUAUACCGGGGCCCAACGAAGCCCUUCGAAAUGCUGUAGCUGUUUACAGUGAAGUUGAGCAACUUUUGGCUUCUGAGACUGCCCGCGACCCGCCAAUCAGAGUUAAGGUACCGGUUUUUGAUAGGAAGAGCUGCACCCCGUUGCUAUGGGCCGUUUCUUAUAAAAUGCCGGGAAUUCUGAAGCUUCUCAUCGACAGAGGCGCUGAAAUCGAGUCGAGAGAUAGAUCUGGCCAAACCCCUCUAGCAAUCGCCUCUCAAUUGGGGGUUGAAGAGAUGGUGAGAUUCCUUCUUGAAAAAGGCGCGAAGGUUGACAAAAAGACAUUCAAAGGCCUCACGCCACUUAUUAUAGCAGCUGAGAUGGGACAUGUCAAUGUGGUCCAGGCUCUCCUAGAUCACGGAGCCAAAGUUGAGAGAAAGGGUCAUCUUGGCCUGACGGCACUGACAGCGGCCAUUCGAGGAGGGCAUGAGGAGGUAGUGAAACUGCUUCUUUAUAACCAUGCAAGUGUGACUCACAGAGGCUUUCAAGACAAGACGCCAUUUCUACUGGCACUCGAGAAUGGCAAAGAGGAGAUUUUGCAACUUUUACGAGAUAGUCCAACUCAAAGGUCUUCGAACUUAGUGGAAGACAUCUCUGAGUUAGAGGAAGAACCUUCGGAAGAGGGUUAUUUCGCAUGGAAGGAAACUCAAAAAUUAUGGGAGAUGCGUGUACAAGAGGCGAGGAGAAAAGUCCUUCAGGACCAGGCUUCAUAA